GACAAAAAAGAGAGGAAAAUCCGCCAUCGCCAUUCCUGAUAGCUCGCGAGCUUUCUGCUCUCGCCAUGGCCGCCGCUUCUUCGGCACUCUUCUCCACCGCCGUCAACUGCCCCGCCGGCGUCGCCAAAGCCGGAUCCCUCGGGAGCUCCCGGCCGAAACCCACCUCGCAUCUCCUCCGUUUCCGGUGCCUCCAGCGGCGGAGCCCCCGAAUUCGCGCCGCCGUUUCGGUUUCGGACCCUCGCGUGGCGGACGCCGGUCGCCCCGACGACCUCGUCGCCUCCAUUCUCUCCAAGGUGUUACAAUCUGAUGGCGGAGUUUCACUUGAAAGAGAAGAGCACAAACAGGUAGCUGAAGUUGCUCAGGAAUUGCAGAAGUACUGUGUGAGUGAACCAGUGAAGUCGCCUCUUAUAUUUGGAGAAUGGGACGUCGUCUACUGUUCAAAUCCAACAUCGCCUGGUGGUGGCUAUAGGAGUGCACUGGGUCGGGUUUUCUUCAGAACCAAUGAAAUGAUUCAGGGUCUCGAGGCUCCGGACACUGUGAGGAACAAGGUUUCCUUCCGUGCUUUGGGCUUCAUUGAUGGAGAGGUCUCGUUGAAAGGGAAAUUGAAGGCUCUUGAUGAUAGAUGGAUUCAAGUCAUAUUCGAGCCGCCUAAAGUGAAGGUGGGAGAGAUGGAGUUCCAGUACGGCGGAGAGAGUGAAGUCAAAUUGCAGAUCACAUACAUAGAUGAGAACAUCAGGUUGGGCAAGGGAUCCCGAGGUUCGCUGUUUGUUUUCCGACGGUGCCAAUAAAAAUGUCGACUUUGCGGUGAUGAGAUUCUCGGAAAGUUUUGUUGCUCGAACUUUGUUGAACGUCUGCAGCAAAAUGCUUGUAGCGGACCUUGAACUGGUCUUCAAUGUGGACUCGCCUCGGCAUUGCUAGUUGGUACUACGGGAAUACGUGGGUGCACAAAUUUGCUGUGUAUUAAGUA
Eucalyptus grandis is the source of this 967-nucleotide messenger RNA. Its product is annotated as probable plastid-lipid-associated protein 8, chloroplastic. The record is from RefSeq and is a predicted model, not a curated record. The transcript has 4 exons. NCBI's taxonomy places the organism in Eukaryota, Viridiplantae, Streptophyta, Magnoliopsida, Myrtales, Myrtaceae. The coding region runs from base 66 to 788 and encodes 240 amino acids.